Molecule: messenger RNA, 1785 nt
Organism: Anopheles nili
Lineage: Eukaryota; Metazoa; Arthropoda; Insecta; Diptera; Culicidae
Exons: 5
Source: RefSeq, a predicted model, not a curated record
AUGUCAACAGUGAUUCUAUAUCUGAAUACCUUCAACGAGGGUGUGAUUUCUGCUAUCAGAGCCACUGGAAACGAUUCUAGCUGUAUCGGGUUGGUACUACUGCCUGGGAUCCUGCAAGAUCUGGAAUCCGUUUCUAACCUUCUUCGCUCAAUCGCCCAAGUUCUUCCACUGUCAGAAAAGCUGUUUCUGCUUCCCAGCCAGUGUGCGAGCGCGAGUGAACUAGUCAAAGUACACGAGGUCUUCCAGGGUGAACUCUGGCGUAGAGAACACGCAUUACCACCGACCAUCGCUUGGUACAACUGUCCAUCACCUGAUGGAGUACUUCCACCACCAAAGCAUCACUUUGGACCGUUCAACCUCGCCCAGGCACAAGUGGCCGUGUAUGGUUUCGAAGCUGCGAUGGCAUAUAAGCGGCAGGGCAUCGAAAUGUUGCCACGAACGUUCCCACCGAUCACACCUGGUACAUCUGGCACCCAAUACCUGGAUGAGCUGUUUGGAGCGGACGUUGAGGCAUUACGCGAGUUAGCUCAUCGCAUGAACUUUACCCCAAGAGUGCGCUACGAACCUGCCAACUUUGGGUUCAAGCUACCAAACGGAACCUUCACUGGGGUAUUGGGACGAUUAACGGCGCGCGACACCUGGCUCUCGAUGAACGUGUACUUCCUCAAAGAUUACGAAACGCGUGACCUCGUGUUCGGUGCGGGCGUGUAUCAGGACAGUUUGUGUGUAUUUGUGCAAGCCGCUGGUAUGCUUCCCAAUUGGCUGCUCAUUUUCCGUUGCUUCACCCCGACGCUCUGGAUCACCGUCUGGAGCACGGUAGGGUUUGUGAGUGUGUGCUACAUGGCUCUGGCGCAGUUCAUCGCCACACACGCCAUAAAGGGCCAGCGAACCGUAACACCGAGUACGAACGUAACCCGCGCUGUCGUGGUUCGGAGUGCGUAUUAAAAUCGAUCUGAUACGUCUGGACUGGUUGGACAGAUAGUAGGCGCGUUGUUGAACGCACCGACUAACGGUAUGGAGCAUACGACGACACACCAGAAGCUGUUUCUUGCUUCUGGGUUGAUCUGGGGACUCACGAUAACGGGCGCUUUUCAGGGAUCGUUGGUCGAUGUGUACACAACACCCGUCUCUCGCAAGAAUUUGGACACACUUGUGGACAUAGACGUCCGUGGUCUAUCCAUCACAAUAACCGCUCCCGGACUCAUCGUGGACGUCUUCGGUACAGAACGUCCUGGCAGCACUCUCGGCAACUUAAAACAGCGGCUCAUCAUCCAAGAAAACCCACCUCAACCGAUCGCAUCCGCCGUAAUGGCAGGCCGAACAGCUGGUCUCAUCCGCAGCCAAGCGUUUCUACGCCUCUCAACCAACUACCUCUCUGCAGAUGGAACCUCUCAGCUGCAUCAGGUGCGUGAAUGUCCUCGAAGCUACACGCUCGCCUACAUCUACCCACGCGGGUCUCCCAUGUAUCCGAUCGCCAACGGGCACAUCCUACGCUUCCUACAGCACGGUCUCUACGCGAAGUGGACUCGCGACACGGACCACAUUUUGGGCGCGAACCGCGAACUCACCGAGCGCCAUUACGAGGACCCUCGCACGACAGAUGGCAAAGUUGUCCUGAAGCUGGCCCACCUGCUGCUACCUUUCAUGCUACUCGCCGCCGGGCACGCGCUGGGUUUGGUUUGCUUUCUAUACGAGCGCCACCGGGGUCACCGGACGCGACCAUAUUGGACACCCUGUACCGUAACGAGCGCACCGACGCGCGAGUCCCUAACGUGCGAGAUUUAA